AUGCAUCGCACCUAUUCUAUGCGCCAGACGAGGGCGCCAACUGCCUCUCAGAUUCAGAAUCCUCCCCCACCGACCUCGUCCACAAAGUCAGGCCGUCUCUUCGGCCGCGGCGGCUUCGGUCAUGCUCUUCGAGGAAAGACCGCGGGCGCCUUCGGCCCGGACCUAGCUAAGAAGCUGUCGCAACUGGUCAAGAUGGAGAAGAACGUCAUGCGCAGCCUGGAAACAGUGGCAAAGGAGCGAAUGGAGGUUGCUCAACAACUCUCUAUUUGGGGCGAGGCUUGCGACGAGGAUGUCUCAGACGUCACGGACAAGCUUGGUGUCCUAAUCUACGAAAUCGGCGAGCUCGAGGACCAGUAUGUCGAUCGUUACGAUCAGUACCGCGUGACCAUCAAGAGCAUCCGGAACAUCGAGGCCUCGGUGCAGCCGAGUAGAGAUCGCAAGCAGAAGAUCACCGACCAGAUCGCGCAACUGAAAUAUAAAGAGCCCAACUCCCCCAAGAUUGUCGUUCUCGAGCAAGAACUCGUCCGCGCCGAAGCAGAGUCUCUGGUCGCCGAAGCGCAGCUGUCCAACAUUACUCGGGAGAAGAUCAAGGCUGCAUACACUUAUCAGUUUGACGCCCUGCGGGAGCACUGUGAAAAAGUGGCUAUCAUUGCUGGGUACGGCAAGCAUCUGCUGGAGCUCAUCGACGACACACCCGUGACACCCGGAGAGACACGUGCCGCCUACGACGGAUACGAGGCCAGCAAGGCCAUCAUCCAGGACUGCGAGGACGCCCUGACAAACUGGGUCACUCAGAAGGCCGCCGUCUCCUCCAAGCUGUCGACCCGUGCGCGGACGCUGUCCACCCGCCGUCGCAACAACAUCAAAGCCAGGUCGGAGGGCCACGAUUUGUCGCACCAGGACGCCCCGCUUAAUGACCGGGACUCCUGGGUCCCAGCCGGACAGCAUAAGGGCGAAUACGACGAUGAGGACGAGGACGAGGAAGAGGAGGACGACGACUUGGUGGAAAGCGAGAACGGAUUGAACGGCGAGCACCGUGGGCGCACACAGGAGGCUGUUGCUGCUUGA
Diaporthe amygdali is the source of this 1068-nucleotide messenger RNA. RefSeq names its product sphingolipid long chain base-responsive protein LSP1. Gene Ontology annotation, biological process: endocytosis; eisosome assembly; negative regulation of protein kinase activity. Lineage: Eukaryota; Fungi; Ascomycota; Sordariomycetes; Diaporthales; Diaporthaceae. Bases 1 to 1068 code for a protein of 355 amino acids. Gene Ontology annotation, molecular function: lipid binding. The transcript is spliced from 4 exons. The record is from RefSeq and is a predicted model, not a curated record. Gene Ontology annotation, cellular component: plasma membrane; eisosome filament.